AUGCAUCGUCGGAGAGCAGUGCUGCCGCCAGCGACAGUGCCGCCAGUGACAGCGCCAGCAGCGACAUCCAAGUGGUCCAGCCACGACCACGACCGCGACGACGAGUUCAACUACGCCCACUACUGCGACGACCGCCACUGCCACUGCCACUGCCACAGCCAUCCCAUCGCUCCUGCCGCACCAGCCACACAGAGUAUUGCCUACGCACCGGCUGCCGACACGCUCCCCACCGUCGCCGCCGCUCGCCCAGGCGCCGCUCUCGCCCGUCGCGACGCCCCUCGCGUCUCCAGCUCGCUCGCCUCUGCCGCUCCCGCUGGGGCCCAUCUCGCCCGAUAUGAGUAG
Capsaspora owczarzaki ATCC 30864 is the source of this 342-nucleotide messenger RNA. RefSeq lists its product as hypothetical. The record is from RefSeq and is a predicted model, not a curated record. Bases 1 to 342 code for a protein of 113 amino acids. Lineage: Eukaryota; Filasterea; Ministeriida; Capsasporidae. The transcript is spliced from 2 exons.